CAGCCCCCAGCAACACCAGCUUGAGCACCCCUCCCUCCUCCCACCCACCCUCAGGCACCAAAUACCCUGUGGCGGCGAAGAUGGCAGCUCGUAUUGGUGAUGUUGGGAAACGAGGCAGGUCUGGCAGCCUCCCUGUAUGUACCAGUACUGCAGACAACGCUUCUACCAAAUCCGGGAGUCCCUCGACGGCGGCAAAGAGAAAGAAUCGAAUAGCAGAGUUGAAGACGAGUGCGAUGAGUAUGCUGCCCUCGCUGAAGACCUCGAGCAAGACAGACCAGGUCUCACCCCUCGGCACGCCCAUCAUAGGGAGGAGAGGACACAUCUUCACUAUAAGCACCCCGGUGACGGAGGACGUGGUUAUGAGACCUCAACCUCAGUCCCAGAAGGCUGUGCCGUGUGAGGGCGACCCCUUCGACCAAAGGCGCAAGAUGACCUCUGCACCCAACACCCCGAGACAAGACGAAGAGGAUGACAAGGAGCCAGUGUGGCAGAGGCGUCUUUCACUGCUCUUCGUCCCCCCUACAGAGAACGAACUGGAUACUGAAAAGGAGGAGGAGACGUGUCAGCUGCUGCCGAGUGUCACUUCAGUAGCAGUCCUCCCGAAGCGCCUCUCCGUCGACAGCAACCACUCUCCCGCCCUCCAGCGCAAGGACAAAGAUACAGACACAGGGGAAGAGAAUAGCAAGAGGAGGAAGGAAGGGGUGAGCCAGAGUGAGAAUCCUGUGGUACUAGAAAAGCCCAAACCUCAACAACGGAUCAUCUUCCAGGACACCAAGCACGAGGAAGAGGAGGAAGGAACUCUCUUUAUCCCCAGUUACGUCAACAACGACCAUAACAGUGAUGCAUCCUCUUCAUCACUGGCCACGUCCGAUGAGGAGGAGGCUGGCGGGGACGACUACAAUUCCUGGGAUGACACGAUCUGCUCCAACCGCUCUGCCUACUUCAAGAUGUACUACUCUCAUAGAGGCAUCAUAGGAGGUAACCGUGGUGAAGAUACUAAGUCUAAAGCGUCCCAUGCUUCAUCUCACAACUCCCUGUCAUCACUCAUACAGGAGAGGAUGGGGAAGCCGCAGGUAACACAAUUGAAGAGGACCCGGGCAGAGUUGGGACUGAUGGUGCUGGUGGCAGCGUUGUUUAUUGUCAUAGUGGUCGGCAUCACUCUCACCUCAUACUUCUACAACCUUCACUUACUUGAGCUUUCCAUAUUUAACCGCAUCAAGUUCUAUGAGACUCCAAGAAUUCUAGAAAUAUAUGAUGCAACCUGGAGCCCUUUGACUACUGUACAUCUGGGUAGUAACCUCCCAGAUAACUCAAUACCUGAGGACUGUACACAUUAUCUGCAUUACCUCAAGAAGCACAAUUUCACAAUGCCACACACCCAUGAUAAUGAAGACUAUGAGGACAUGAUAUGUUUGGAUUGGACUGGACUUGCACAAGUACAGCUUCGCAAACUGUUUGCACAAGGUGAUGUUCAGUGUUACUCAGUGUGGUGGAAAGCUUCACAUGAAGGCUUCACUCUGAGAGAUUGCUUGAAAGCAGACAUUGAACAUGGAGCCUGGUGGGGUGGUGGGGAGAUGAGUGACGGUGGAUACCCCAUCACAAAUGCAAACAUUGCACCCAAAGAUAUGGUGACAGGCAAAUUGGGAAGAAAUUCUUGGGGUCAACUUCUGCGUCGCACUUGGCUGUCUGAACGAGCUUCCCUUCUAACUCUACCAGAGUCUUUCAAUGGCCAAGUUUCCAUUAAUUAUGAUAAAGAUGGGCAAAUCUGUCUCGAAUCAGGACCUCACCCAUCAUUAGUGGUCCCGUUACCAUCAAUGAAAUACAAUCUUUGCACAGCCCCUAAUCUGACAUCCCUAAUAUACUUUAUGCACCAGGAAUCUAUAAACAAAAGGAAAAUUGUUGCAGAAUAUACCCCAAGUCUUGUUUCACUUGUUUAUGAUCAAAAAGAGAAACAAACGGUGAUGAACACAGGGACUAAAGUGAGUGCACCUAGGAUAUUAAAAGAGGUGUUUCAAGGUCAAGUUGAAGAGCGUGUUCAAGAGAGGCUAGAACACCCUGUUUGGGUUCCAUGGAUGCCUCCUGACCGUCCACAACUCACACAAGAUUCAGUAAUUGAAUAUGUUGAUAACAUUCUUAAUCAAACAUUUGGAUCCUGGGGGCAUGUUUUACUUCCAGCUUCCUGGCAGGCUCAACCUGGUGACCUGUUAUUUGAUCAAGAAAGAUUUCCAGACCCAGCAACUUUGUCACAGGUAUUAAAGAAAAAGGGCUUCCACUUGGCUCUUACACUUCACCCCUUUGUCAGUGUUGAGGCUUCAGCUUUUAAUAAUGGUACAAAAGAACAGCUCUGGGUAAGGCAGAAAAACUCGACACUACCUGCAUUGGCUCAUUAUGAUGAAACACAUCCUUCAGUGGUUACAGAUUUCAGUAACCCAAGAGCAAAACAGUGGUUUGCUGACCGUUUGAAGUACUUGCAGAACAAAUACAAUAUUGACCGGUUCCAUUUACAGCCAGCGGAUGCUCAUGCUCUUCCAGUUUUCCAUGAAUAUCACUUACCCCUCCCAGGACCUGACUCAGUAUUAGUACAUUUUAUGGCUGCUGUAAGUACUGUAUCACCUCCAGUGAGCACUGAAGGCACAAUCACACCACCAUUACCACCCACCUUCCUGACACUUGGUACAGCAGAUGGAUCCUGGAAUGGCCUGGAGACACUUGUGCCACGUAUAUUAACCCUGUCCAUGUUGGGGUAUCCCCUGGUUGAUAUUGGACCCAUUGGUGGUAUUGCUAGAUCUGGACACGUCCCUGAGAGAGAACUCUAUAUAAGAUGGUUGGAAGCUGCAGCUUUUCUACCAGCUAUGCAGGUAAGUGUGCUGCCAGACAUGUAUGAUGAAGAAGUAGUACAGCUGUCGUUUGAAUAUGCGGCUAUGAGGAAAAAUAUGGUUCUACCUCGCCUGUACAAAAAUAUUACAGGUGCUUUAGAACGUGGGAUCCCAUUAAUUGCCCCUCUUGCCCUCUACGCUCCUGAUGAUUCUGUCGCUGCCACAGUAGAUGAUCAGUGGAUUGUAGGGGAUGAUCUGUUAGUAGCUCCUAUCAUCCGCAGGGGAGAGAGAACCAGAAAUAUUUAUCUCCCUGAAGGGAUCUGGAAAGAUGAAAUUGAUGGACAUUUACGACGCGGUGGACGAUGGGUAAAAAAUUAUAAAGUUCCUUUAACAAAAAUACCGCACUUUACCCAUAAGGCUGUAGAAGAUUAUGUCUGAUAGUCAUCCUGCAUGAACUACCUUACAAAAUUUUACCAAAAUACUCGUAACAUUGCAUUUGUGGUGAUAGUCCAGUACAGUACCUCACUACUGUCAUCUCAUGUUAUUUUCUUGGUAUAUUAUGGAGGUGUAAAGUGAAACUGACCUUCAUUAUAAUACUACAGUGUAUAAGCACAAAGAGAACACUAAGGAAUGUGUAUAUCUUUCAAAAGGACUUCAGGAAUUUGGUGUCAAGUCAAACAGUCAACAAUUCUUAUGUACUGUACUGCACAGUAUUUGUUUUACAGUACAGUAGUAGUACAUAAAAUGAACAUUUGCUUGUGCCGAGAGGACCUUUACCAUUAUUAGGGUAAAUAAUUUAUUUUAUACAUUCUGAAACCAGAAAUGUGACCCUUCUCUUUGUGUGUAAAUUUAAUUAUGUUACUGUAUUGAUAAUUGACCUGCUGUAGUUCUCAAGUUGUAGUGAAGAACCAAAAUGAUAUAUAGCAACAGUAUUAACAUUUAACAAAACACCGCUCUACACUAGUGCUUAAGUCAGAGAUUUUUAUUUAUUUGCUUAUCUCAACAUACAUUUUUUAAUACAGUAUACAGUAGUGGUGAUAUAGUAGUGCAGCUGAGACAACACAGAGAAUAUAUUGCUUCAAACCUUUAUGUCCUUAACUGUUGGACACUAAACGGUACAAACUCUAUAGCAGCUAAAACUAUCAAAGCUUCUUGGGUCCCAGAUUAAUUGAAACUGUUGAGAACAUUUUUAAAUCUUAUAUGUUAUUGGGUCACGUGUGUCUGCAAAUGUAGAGGAGAUUUCUUGUAAUGGAGAACAUUCUGGGUAAAGUAAUGUCAUGUGACGAAGGUGAAGAUUACAGUGUCAGUAGGAAUUGAAAUAUAUCAUGUCUUUUUUUUCCAUGAAUGAAUGUUAUUUGGGAUUUGAAAAUUUUAUGAGUUCAUGGAUAAUGACGUUCACAGUUAACAGAUACUGUAUACAUGUAUUUAUACUGUAUAUACCAUGGAGUUUUUACAACUUUAAAGAGAUGUAAUGAAACUGUAACAAGUGCAGGAUAACACAUGGUGAUAAGGAGUCAUAAACAUUACAAGGUCCUCACUAAAUACUUAGGUAGAUGGCCCAGAGCGAUUUUAAAUUGGCUAUAAAUAAAGGUGACUAUGGCUUAUAAAGUCUGAUAAUAAGGAAAAUGGACAAAUUUCAAAAUUUUUUAUGUAAAUAUGUUUUAGAUUCAAGAUCGAGGUAAUAAUAUUUCUGUUAUCAGUUCUAAAUUGGUCCAGACUUGUGUUAAGUGUGUCAUGGUGGCAUGUGGUCAGUAGUCGACUGAAAAAAAAAAACCUUACACUGACUGUGGCUCGAGUUGUAGUCUUCAAAACAAAACAACUUUACUAGCCUCAAUAAACUCUUCAAACCAGAGUAAAUUUACAUAAUACUGUAACUAUAAAAUAGUGUAAGUUAUUAUAUCAUAAAAUAUCUCUGCAUUAGAGCAGUGCCCAGAAAGCUGCAAAUAACCCUCUGGUACUCCUGGCCUUGAUUGGAAAUUUCACCCCCUAGCAGUCUUUUGAUGUAGGUUGCAUUAGUACAGUUACAGGAACGGUUGUUCCAUUUUAAUAAACAUUGGAUAGAGCGAUGCAAACCCCAACUUAGAGACCCAUCUGCCAGCCCACAAGGUUAGUGAGAGGAACUUGGGUGGUUAAUACGGCCAGUUCACUGUUCCCGCAUUUCUGUUUACGGGAGGGGUGCUCUCAGAGUGAGUUACGGCUGAGCAGGAGAGAUUUUGCCAGCACAGAAGUGCUUAGAGAUGCAAUUCGUGUUAAAAGACCAUGAGAGGGAUAACUGUUACAUACUACAGUAUGUUAUAUUUACAAUUUUAUACAAUGUGCACAAAUAUUAAGACAAAUUAUUAAAUUUUGAUAUGGUUGUAAUUAGAUGAAAUUUAAAUUUUUACUUCUUGUACAUGAUGACAUUAAUUUUACAUUCUUUUAAUAUUAGUCUUAUUGUUGUUGAAAUAAACUUGAAAUUUACUGUACAGUAUUCAUGUUUUGUUACACAUUCAUUCACCGGUUACAUCUUGCACCAGUGUUACCAGACACCAAAAAUUACUGUACUGUACUGUACAUCAAGGUCCAUUCUGAUUACUGUAUUUUAAAGCAAAUUGGAAUUUACUUAUGUGCAGCAUAAAUACAGGGUUUAAUACUGUAUAUGCAUUGCUUUACAUAUUUUUGUGAUGAUUGCUUCAAUGCUUUUAUUAGCAGCAACAUUGUCCUCAACAUGUGAGGACGUGUUGCCACAAAUAUUUUUAAAGCAAUGAGAGACGUGACUGAUCGCCCAAGCGGCUAACGAGCCGAUCAGUGGCGAAGAGGAUAAAAGUAAAAAAAUUUAAUAUUUUUUGACACCCUGUAUAAGUGAACAAAUUAAAUACAGGUAUUAAUAAGUAUCAGAAUGGGUAAAGGGGGUUAAAUAUUGAACAAGGGAACAAUUAACAUGUGUACAACAUUCUACAGAGACUUAGAAUUAUUGGGAUAAAUGAUAAUCUACAUAAGGAAAAGUCACUUAUCACUACAUGUACUAGAAUUAGGGAGAAAAAUGUGCUGCAGAUGCCUGUUUAAACAGUUUUGUCAUUGAAUACUUUACGCUCUAUGAUUGAGACAAAAAUACUCAAAGCAUUUUCUAAAAAAUCCCUUUUGUUCUGUAGUGCAGAAAACAAGAGGAAACGUACCACGUGAAUGAUAAGGAGAGCAACUUAAGUACAGUACUAUACCUCUGUUUACUGUCCAGGACCUAAAGUUAAAAGAUACUGUAUAGUGAGGACUGAGGGGGAGGAAAUAAGUAUAGUACUGUAUCUGGUGCAUAGACUGUGACUUUACAAUAUAUAUGUUAAGUUGUAAAAUGUAUGGUUUUUACAUAUGGGUUAGUACUAUUGUUGUCACAAAUGUGUUUUUAGUUUAAGAAGGGGAAUAUCACAAAAAAUGAGUUAGCUAUUAAUUCUCAUAUGGUACUCACUGUUAUGUGUAUUUCCAUUAUUCUUUUAAUUCUGUUUAUGAUCACGACAUUCAUGAAGGAGCCAUGUUACCAACCAGCCUCAGUGUAUGGUUUAGAACCCAUAUAACACCUUGUGAGAAUGUUUAAAUUGCUGAAAACAAUGUUCCCCAACAGCGUUAACCAGAAUGAUAUUCCUAUCUACAGAACUGUUAAACAACUGUCCUUCUGAGACAAGUUAUAUUCCAACACCACUAAAAGGGAAUACUGUACUGUACAGUACAUAAUCCACUUAGCUGUCUCCAGAGAAACAUAGAGUUGAAUAUGAACCAGUAGCUAGCAUUAAGUUGGGGUUUGUCCAGCGAAAUGGCAACAGCUGUCUCGGAGACACCCCCCGGCUAAAUCUAGAAGGAAUAGCAAAAUAUUUUUCACUUGGAUUUUAUUUCAUAUGGCAAGUUUUUGAGUAGAUUUUGCUGGCUGCAUAAUUUGAGUCAAUCACAAAGAAUAUUACUUGUACAUUAUAAGUCGGGAUACCUGUAUCGUGAUCAAUCAUUCAUAUUGUGUUAAAUAACAGUUGUUAAGUCAUUGAGUCAUACAUGAAGAUGUUCAUAAUGAAAUUUGAAUGGACUGUCCAUAUAUUUUUAAUGACAAUAAAAACUUUCUGAGUAAAGUAAUUUUAGAUAUGAUUUAUGCUGUCAUUUCCUUAUCAAAGGUUCUUGGAAUGUUACCAAGUCAUAAGGUGACUCUUCCUGUGAGUAUUAAGAAUAAUCCCUCAUAAUUUUCAUGAGUUAUAAAUGUAAACUUUAUUAAUCAGUUCAAUUGUUUGGGGCAGUUAUUUCAAUACAGCAAUAAUUACAGUAUUAGAUGCACACUGUAUUAAGAUCAGAGUGUGGUAGAGUUUUACCUCAAGGCUCAUGUGCCUGGAGUUGAGGAGGUUGAUCUUGCUUUUCUGUUUUAAAGCAGAACCACAACAAAAUUGACUUGAAGAGCUGUGUGCUAAGAUGAAGAUUGUUAACCUUCAGCCUCUAGUGUCUCCUGAGGAAUACAUUAAGGUUGGGAAAGGUGAACUAACUUCUAAAUCAUUAUGAAUUUUAGGUCCCUGGACAGACUUAAUGACUGAGUUGUCCAAGACUGGCACCGGGGUAGAAAAGAAAUCCUCUUACAUGUCUCCUUUUUUUGUCUGUUUUAUAGCCAGUUAUUGUAUGUGUUUCUCUUGUUUUUGUUUUGUCCUUGUCUAAUAUUUAAUUAACGUAAUAACUAUGGCUAAAUUAUUAGAACUCCCGUGCAGUUACCGUAUAUUUAACACCCAUUAAUAUUUACUGUAUAUAUUUAUAUCAUAUUUACUACAUCAUACUUUUUGGUUGGAUCAUUUUUAUUCCCUGAAUGUUUCACUUUAUAUUUAGUUUGUUGACCUGAUGACAGUGUAUUUUAAGUUAAGGUUUUAUGAUUUAUAUAGUUAAACAGAGCUUAAUGUAUUACAUUAAAACUUACAUAACUGGAGACAGAACUCUGAACUUGGUCACACUGCUACAUUCCAUUUGUUUUAUAUUGUAAGAUAAUAAUAAUUUUCAUUUAAAUCUUCACAAAUGUGCUUGAUAAAGAUGUUAGUACACUAUCAUAUAUACCGAGGUAUUAUGAGAGAAGGAUUGCAUAUUAUAUACCUUUAAUGCUUAUUAUUUUCUCAGAUUACAAAGGUGGCAACACAAAGAUUCAAAUCCACUAGCUUUAUGUCACUAUUGUACAGGAUAGCAUCAUGUUGGCUUGUACCAUUUAGUUAAUCAGGGGUCUGGGAUGACCAAAGGACAAGCACUGCUCAGGUUGAAGUGAAGAAUAUAUUGCCAGUUCCACCCUGUGCCUUUCACUUAAUAUGUUCCAUGUUACUACUGGUUACAUAAUUUUGUUCUUUUUGUUAUACAGAAUUCCUAAUAUUUGGUGUCCUUUUUUUAAACUUGGUGCGAUACAUGUAAUGUGUACUUGUAAAGAUGUGUAUACUUUUGUGGUUAUGAUGUAACUUUAACACUGACUGUAAAUAUCUUAGAUGAAUAAAUGUAUAAUUGUA
Messenger RNA from Homarus americanus (American lobster), 8290 nucleotides. Its product is annotated as myogenesis-regulating glycosidase-like. The transcript is spliced from 9 exons. Gene Ontology annotation, biological process: carbohydrate metabolic process. Gene Ontology annotation, molecular function: hydrolase activity, hydrolyzing O-glycosyl compounds. The record is from RefSeq and is a predicted model, not a curated record. Lineage: Eukaryota; Metazoa; Arthropoda; Malacostraca; Decapoda; Nephropidae. The coding region runs from base 81 to 3254 and encodes 1057 amino acids.